AUGAAGUUACACGUUCUAAAAUGGGAAUGGUACUUUGAAGAUAAUCCUGCACAAACUUUGGAGAAUGAUGUUCAAAAUUCUUCUGCAAUGUCUCAGGUAGCGUUUCAACUUGAAGAUACUGAUGGGAAGAAUUUAGUUGUUAUUGAGAAAUUACAAUUGAAGCAUCUGCUACACUCACAUGCAUCAGUAUUUGAAAAGGGCAAGGAACUGACAACAUACGCUGCAGUUGACUAA
Ceutorhynchus assimilis (cabbage seed weevil) is the source of this 234-nucleotide messenger RNA. The record is from the annotation of a GenBank genome assembly. NCBI's taxonomy places the organism in Eukaryota, Metazoa, Arthropoda, Insecta, Coleoptera, Curculionidae.